Aspergillus tanneri is the source of this 726-nucleotide messenger RNA. RefSeq lists its product as uncharacterized. Gene Ontology annotation, molecular function: protein binding. NCBI's taxonomy places the organism in Eukaryota, Fungi, Ascomycota, Eurotiomycetes, Eurotiales, Aspergillaceae. The record is from RefSeq and is a predicted model, not a curated record. The coding region runs from base 1 to 726 and encodes 241 amino acids. The transcript has 6 exons.
AUGUUGGGACAAGCUUUAAAUGGCCAAGCCACCCUGGAGGCUGGAGCGGAUGCAGAAGCUGAAGCCCAAGAUGAGGAUCUUUCGCCAUUUCUGUAUGGGUCGUCUGUUAUCGAUCCUCGGGAUAGCCAGGCGGUGAUCUCGAUCGCAGCACUGAAGGGAGAUGUCACUAUUGUUCGCCUGCUGCUGGAGUUUGUUGUGGAUCCUGAUGCCUCUACUGGAAAGCUGAAAAGUGCGGUCAUGUAUCUGGGAUGUCGAGUGAUGGAUAUGAAUACUUGUCAGGAAGUGAAGACUGAUCAUAAAGACAACAAUGUGCCGAUAUCACUAGCUGCUUUCUCGCAACAUCCUGCAAUUGUUCAAUUGCUGCUGGAACAGGGCGUGAGCAUCGACACGGAGCCGCCCCUGAAUGGCAAUUACAACACUCUCCUCCAACAGGCAGCACGGACGGAUCGUACUGCAAUCUCUGAAGUACUGUGGAACAGGAUUGACGUGGAUUCCAAGAUCACGGCUAAGGAUCCAGAAGUUCAGCUUCUGUUGACCAUUACAGCUCCGUUAGGCAUGGAAGACCGAUUUGCCUCAGCUGAUGCCCCGGAUCCCGACAUCAUCAACAUCAAACACGAUUAUGGACAACAUGGUUUACCACCCGACCGGCAAGUCGGUGGGGACAUGGUCAUUUCCCCCAGUUCCCGGGAUCAAAAAGUGCUUGAGAGCGGCUACAGGCGAGUCUGA